AUGCCGAUGCCUGCACAAGCCGGACCUGCUACAGCCUCGCCUGUGCAGAAUUAUGAGCCACACUUGGCAUCCCCGGCGAGCAGUGACGAUUUAGAUGGACCUUACACUCGUGGCUUUCCGGAUCCGGCGUCCAUAGAAGAGCAGAAGAAGGCCUACUGCAGGAGCCUGGACCUACAACUCGAGGAAGGGAACAAGUCGUUGCAGCAGCAAAACAUUGAGAGGAAGAAGCAGCUCCACGAGGCGGCAGAGCAGCAGAAGCAAGCCUUGCUGCUUCACAUGGAUCAGCAGGUCAAGAUGCAGGAAAUGGCCCUGGAUGAGCAGACCAAUCAGGCGAUGAUGGGUCUGAAAAAAGCGGCCUUGGACCAGAGGGCUGCCUUAGAGCAACAAGCGGCGUCGCUGACGCUGGAAUAUCAGCAGAGGAAGAUGCACGAAGAGUUCGCCGCAACUCAAGCGGAGAUGCACAGGCAGUAUUUGGACUCGCACACCAAGCUUCAGACCGAGGUGGAGAGACACCAGAACGAGUCAAAAACCAAGAUGCACGCCGAAUGGCAGAGGCAGGUGAAGGAGCGAGGUGACGUCCUGGGACCUUCUGCGAUGCCGCAGAUGAUGUCCCUUCCGCCAUCGCAAACCGUUCAGGCGCCUGUUGCUGCGGCUCCCGUUUCCAUGCAGUACCCACCCGCUUGCUUCUCAGCGCGGUAG
Symbiodinium sp. CCMP2456 is the source of this 699-nucleotide messenger RNA. The record is from the annotation of a GenBank genome assembly. Lineage: Eukaryota; Dinophyceae; Suessiales; Symbiodiniaceae.